Messenger RNA from Hyaloscypha bicolor E, 399 nucleotides. RefSeq lists its product as uncharacterized. NCBI's taxonomy places the organism in Eukaryota, Fungi, Ascomycota, Leotiomycetes, Helotiales, Hyaloscyphaceae. The record is from RefSeq and is a predicted model, not a curated record. Bases 147 to 365 code for a protein of 72 amino acids. The transcript has a single exon.
GAGACACCUAGAGGCCUGGAAGCGCUAAGAUUGGUAGCCGAGCAAUAGCGCAGCUUAACUUUACCCAAUUCCCACGUCCAUCGUCAGUCACUUCGGGGAAAAGUAAAACGACACCCUGGGGCCCGGGGUAUCGAUUGUGGGUAUCGAUGAGGGGUGUCGAUGAGGGGCCAUAUGUGAUUUACUCCGAAAUAGUCAAGCACAACCCCACAGUCUUGCAGCUCCCCGCCAGCUCCUCUUCCCUCACUACGAAGGCGACGGGCGAAAAAAAAACCGGCCACCUGCCAAAUCGCGAGGAACACCAAAAUCGCUACCUGUGGAAAAUCACACUAAGGUUCAAUACAACGUCUAAACUCUUUACUUUUUAAUUUGUGUAAUAGAGAAGAAGCAGAUCUAUCUUUU